Hyla sarda is the source of this 3532-nucleotide messenger RNA. It is a transcript of the gene CACNB2, whose product is annotated as calcium voltage-gated channel auxiliary subunit beta 2. The coding region runs from base 807 to 2621 and encodes 604 amino acids. Gene Ontology annotation, molecular function: protein binding; high voltage-gated calcium channel activity. Gene Ontology annotation, biological process: calcium ion transmembrane transport; neuromuscular junction development; regulation of voltage-gated calcium channel activity. Gene Ontology annotation, cellular component: voltage-gated calcium channel complex. The transcript is spliced from 13 exons. Lineage: Eukaryota; Metazoa; Chordata; Amphibia; Anura; Hylidae. The record is from RefSeq and is a predicted model, not a curated record.
UUCUACCAUAGCUAACCAUAGGCAAGCGCCUAACACACAGUGUGCUAACAAUACAUCUAUCGCAUUCUGCAAAACCUGCACACAACCCCCCUCACGUCUGCAUUUUGCAGUCGUUCGCUAGCGGUCAUAUCUGUUUAUUUUUCCCAAUAGAGGGUUAAUGCUAGCACACAGUGGGAGAGCCGAAAAACGUAUAGCUGCAACAGCUGAGCGAGGCAAAGCAAUAAGGCCGCCGAGCUGUGCCGCCUGCAGUUUGAUGUGAGACACGUAGUGCAGGCAGCCAGUUCGGAGGGUGCUGGUGUAAUCCAAUGAAUGAAGGAAGCAUUAGGCUCUAGGUUGAGGCUCUGAAGAAAUGGUCAGCGAUUGGGCUAUAUCUGUGCCCAGGGAUGGGGGGGUGACAGGUUGUGUAUGUUUGUAUUUCUCGUAAGGAAUGACUAUACACACGCAGCCUGAGCAGCAGAAUGUGAUCCACCAUGCUGCUACAUCCUAGGGGGGACACUAUUGGUGACAUUGCUGAUAAUAAAGAUUGGGAGUCAUGCCUGCACAGUACGGUAAAACUUCUACCCCCACUGCAUGGAUAAGGACACUAUGCUCCUCGUAAACACGUCUGUGGCAUCCGAGGAUCCGUCCGGAAGACACAUUAAGUCUAGAUUGCAGACGGGGGGGCUCUUGGCGUUGUUGAUCUAUGGUUCGGUGGAGAGUUUGGUGACUUGCUGUCGGCGUGUCUCCGAGUAAUGGAGCGUGUCUCCGAGGGGAAGGUGAUCCAGACAGGAGUCCAGUGCUGAUGGAAUUCCCCUGUCCUCCUCUUCAUGCAGUGCUGUGGAUUGGGACAUCGCCGGAGAGUACAGGUUUCCUAUGGUUCGGCGGACUCCUAUACCAGCCGUCCAUCUGAUUCAGAUGUCUCUUUGGAAGAAGACAGGGAGGCCGUGCGGAGAGAAGCAGAACGUCAGGCCCAGGCACAGCUGGAGAAAGCCAAGAUCAAACCAGUUGCAUUUGCCGUCCGGACGAAUGUUGGCUACAGCGCAAAUCAUGAUGAUGAGGUUCCAGUUCCGGGAAUGGCUGUUUCAUUUGAGGCUAAAGAUUUUUUGCACGUCAAAGAGAAAUUUAACAAUGACUGGUGGAUAGGUCGGCUGGUAAAAGAAGGCUGUGAAAUAGGAUUUAUCCCUAGUCCAGUGAAGCUCGAAAAUAUGAGGCUUCAACAUGAGCAAAAGGCGAAACAGGGGAAAUUCUACACAAGUAAAAUCGGGGGAAACUCUUCUUCCAGUUUGGGCGAUGUGGUAUCUAGCUCUAGAAGAUCAACUCCACCAUCAUCUGCCAUAGACUUAGAUGCCACUGGCUUAGAGGCAGAAGAGAUUGAAAUUCCAGCAAAUCAUCGCUCCCCUAAACCCAGUGUAAACAGUGUAACGUCUCCCCACAUGAAAGAGAAAAGAAUGCCUUUUUUUAAGAAGACAGAGCACAUCCCUCCUUAUGAUGUAGUGCCUUCUAUGAGACCCGUAGUCCUAGUGGGGCCUUCUUUAAAAGGAUACGAGGUGACGGAUAUGAUGCAGAAAGCGUUGUUUGACUUUUUAAAACACCGAUUUGAAGGACGAAUAUCCAUCACUCGGGUCACCGCUGACAUCUCGCUUGCCAAACGUUCAGUAUUAAAUAAUCCAAGCAAACAUGCAAUUAUAGAAAGAUCCAAUACACGGUCAAGUUUAGCGGAGGUUCAAAGUGAAAUUGAGCGGAUCUUUGAAUUAGCAAGAAUGUUGCAGCUCGUAGUACUAGAUGCCGAUACCAUAAACCAUCCAACGCAGCUCAGCAAAACUUCCUUAGCCCCCGUCAUAGUUUAUGUCAAGAUUUCUUCCCCAAAGGUGUUACAGAGGUUGAUAAAAUCAAGAGGAAAAUCUCAGGCUAAACAUCUAAAUGUCCAAAUGGUGGCGGCUGACAAACUAGCGCAGUGCCCUCCGGAAAUGUUUGAUGUUAUAUUGGAUGAAAACCAACUUGAAGAUGCAUGUGAACAUCUAGCAGACUACCUAGAAGCUUACUGGAAGUCCACCCAUCCACCCAGCAGCCACCCACCAAAUGCACUCUUAUCCCGGACAUUAACUACAGCAACGCUUCCUGCAACCCCUUCUUCGGCCACGAAUGCACAGGGUUCCCAAGGAGAACAGAAAAAUGAUCCUCCAGCACCUGAAAGAACCGGGUCGGUAGAAGAGGACCCACCUUCUGAAGAGAAAGUGACGAGAAAGUCUCAGCACCGAUCUUCCUCUUCCGCACAGCACCACAAUCACCGUAGUGGAGUAAGCAGAGGCCUCUCCAGACAAGAAACAUUUGAUAAUGAAACACAGGACACCAGAGACUCCGUUUACCUAGAGCCAAAGGAGGAUUACUCUUCCGAGCACGCUGAUCCUCAGGAUUCCCACCGGGAUCACAAUCAUAGAGACGAAUCCCAUGGAGGUAGUGAACAUAGACACAAAGAGUCUCGACAUCGGACACACGACCAAGACAGGGAGCAGGACCACAAUGAAGGCAGUAAACCGCGCAGUCGUCACAAAUCCAGAGAACGACAUAGCGAAAGGGACGGAGAAGUUUCCAGGAAACGCAAUGACAAUGAGUGGAACCGGGAGGUUUACAUCCGUCAGUAACUUUGACACCUUUCUAUGUGUUGACUUUUUUUUCUUCAAUCUUGUAUAAGACCCUCUACGAAUUGUUUCAACCUAAGCUGUAAAACAUCUAGCUUUUUCCUUCUUGUAUUUUCUAUGUUGUUCUUCUUUUUCUACAAUUUUUCUUUUCUUUUUGGCUAUUGCCGAUACGGCACAAGCAUAGGAUCUUCUUAUUUUUACUCUUUUUUUUCAACUUUGAAUUGCCAUGGUUCCUCUACAGAUCUAUUACCAAACCAUGUGUUUAGCCGUUUUCUGUGACAACCACUUGAAUGCUGUAUGUUGCCAUCAAGAUAUUGUUGCUGUUCUAAAGCAAGUGAUGAUGUUUUGUAACCUCCUAUUUUUAGAAGAAACCUAUUUUGGGCAUAAAAAAAUAUGGUGAUUUCACUUUUAUUUUCCUUCCAUAUGUGUUCCACUUUUGCACUGUUAGAUUCUCUAUAUUAAUAAUAUGUUGUGGCUGCAAAAGUGAUAUCAGACUUGUGAAGAGACUACUAAAACAUUGCAUUUAUUUUUGUAUUUUUAGAAUGCACCCACCUACUUUGAAUGUUGAUUUCAAAGCCACUAUUUAUUUUAUUUUUUUAUGUGUUUUUUUUUUCCGGCCUCCCGUCUUCUACGUUUUGAGAGCAGAGUUAAAUAUUGCCUUAUACUCACAAUGUUUCAGAUGAAUUUUCUAUGUAAUGUUUCUCUCUGUUGGUUAUUGUUUUUGUUUUUUUCUUAGCCCUGCAUGGUUAAUCCUUUGACUGUACAGCGUUGUAUGUUUUUACAUCAUGCUUUAAUAGUCAGUGACUGGAAUUAGCAUGGAGACAUAAGUGUUAGGACUCUUUCAAUUUUUUAAUAGAAGAUAUAUAUAUAUAUAUAUAUGUAUAUAUAUAUAUAUAUAUAUAUAUAUAUAUAUA